UACAACUGCAUUUGCGUUUGAGUUCUGUAUUGUUUCGGCGUGGUGUCCCGCGGGUGCAAGUGUUUCGACAAAAUAACCAAGAUGUACUUCAGAUUCGGAUUACUCCUCCUGGCUGCGGUGUGCCUUUCGGUUCGUGCUGAUGACACCGAAAGAGAAUUCAUCAAUGCAAUUGAUAUUGCCGAUAGUGAAAAGUCGAUGUACCUGUUCGGUGGAUUAAGUGUCGAGAAGAUCAGUGGCGGUCGAUCAUAUCAACCAGCUUCCAAUGUUCUGGACCGCGUCGAACAAUACCUCGAAACUCAUGAGCUUAAGUGGUCAACAUCUGCGGAAGAAGAGGAGGAGCAAGCUAGAAGUGCAUCGGCUUCAGAACCUCGAACCCGACGAUUAAGGAAGAUGCUCUUGCCAAUUUUGCUGGCUUUGAAACUGAAAAUGGCUGUUGUCCUCAAGUUGGCAUUCAUGAUCAUUAAAUUCAUUUCAAUCAAGGCUCUUAUUACUGGACUCCUUGCCCUUCUUUUCGCUGGUGGCGCCCUAUUCAAAGAUUUAUUGGCAAAGAAAAAGGAUCAUAUCACAACAGCAUACAUUACAGGAGCCCCAUAUAAUGCCGAGAUUGUGCAUUCCGACUGGAAUCGCAACGGUCAGGCUUCCGCACAGGAGUUGGCUUAUGGAUACCACACGAUCCCACAACCUGCUUUCUGAGGAAUUGUAUAGAAAGCUUUGAGUAAUUUAAAUUAAAUAUUUAUUUAUUAUUAUUUAAUUUGUGUAUAAAUAAAUGUGAAUUCUAAGCAGUGCA
Hermetia illucens (black soldier fly) is the source of this 787-nucleotide messenger RNA. RefSeq lists its product as uncharacterized. The transcript is spliced from 3 exons. The coding region runs from base 82 to 693 and encodes 203 amino acids. NCBI's taxonomy places the organism in Eukaryota, Metazoa, Arthropoda, Insecta, Diptera, Stratiomyidae. The record is from RefSeq and is a predicted model, not a curated record.